UUGGCCAAGUUAACGGUCGCUUAUCUUGCUUAGUUAAACAAACAUUGAAAAUUGAAGAAAAAAAAACGUUUUUAAAAAUUUGAAUUUUUUUGAAAUCAUUGUAAAAUCUGUGUGGGAGACUUUUAAAAGGAAGUUUUUUGUGCUUGAGCUUGUGAAUGGAAUUUAAAUUUUUUUCUAGUGCCACUUGUUGUGUGAGACAUCGCCCACAAAUUUUAUUGAGAUUGAGGACCAAGUCAAAAGAAUUUUAAUUUUUUUCUCGGAGGACAUCAAUGUGAUUUGAAAAAUCACUUUCCCUUUUUGACCAAAAAUUAACAUCACAGGACAUUGGAAUCCUUUUAAGUCAACCCACACAAAAGAAGAAAGUUUUCAUUCAAAAAAACAAAAAAAAGAAAGAAAAAGUGUCAUAUCGGCUAUUUAUUUUGCAUCUGUGUUUUACUUGGAGGGAUUCAAAGGCCAUCUAAAAAACAUCAUACAAAAAUAUCACGUCUCCGCCAAGUUACUGUGAAUUUUUAAGUAUUUGAAAAAAAGUUUUGCAACAGCAUAGCGAGAGAGAGAGAUAGAGAUUGUAAAACUCCCUGCUUAUAUUUGUUAAAUUUUCAUAAAAAAAGGACAUUUGCCGCACUGACAUUUAUUUGACUUGCAAAGGACUUGUCCACAUUGUGGCUAUUCGGGCAGAACAAACCAAGCCAAAAAAAAAGAGUAACAAACAAAUUAUCAUCAGCUUGUGACAUCCCACCAUUCCUUAACUCUUAACUAAAUAAAUUAAUUAAGUUAAUUCAGUGUCUAUGUACCGGCGAGUGUGUGAGAAGGAAAGCCAGUGUAAUAAGUGAACAAAUCAAGAUAUACUCGCCAACUUAUUGGACCAAAGACUUUGGUCACAGGAUUCAAGUAAAAUCCCUUCGCAAUUGUGCCCAUCCUUUUCUGGGGGAGUUAUUUAAAUUGAUAUUGUGGGACAUUUUGGCCUUUUUCAUAUUGCGUGUGCUUGUCUGGCCACCACAAAACAUCAACCAACACCUUCUCUGUGUUGUCAAAUAAGGACUUUGCAAUCUUGGCAACACCCUCAUCAUCAACACCAUCAUCUUCUUUCAAUCACUGUCAUUGUCAACAAGAGUUUGUGUGAAGAAUUCCUUUCGCCACUUACUUGCCCACCACUAUUCAAAAUGAAAGCCGCCGUUGUAUUCUUCUCAUUGUCAAUUAUAGUGCUGAGUGUUACGGCUUGGCCCAACGUAAAGAGGACAUUCGAUUUGUAUCCGCCCAAUCCAAACCCCUAUGAGAUACACACCAUAACAGAUUGUAUGCAUGUGGCUUCGGAGGCAGGUGAUUAUGCCUUUAAAAAGUUACCGCCACAUUCCAUACCCGCACCAGUGGCUGCUUUAUUUGGCACUACGGAUGAGACGGCCGCAGCGGCAUCUGCCAUGAUUCAACUGGAGGAAUCCUUGCAGGUUUGCGGUCUCUAUGUGAUUGGAGAACCCGAUACAAUAGUCGAGAUAACCAUGAAACACUACGAUGUGAAUUGUGAAACGGGAGCUUUGAUGGCGUUUGUCGAUGGCUGGGAGCUAAAUGGUGAAUAUUUUCCCUCCCUCAAGGAUCAUCAUCGACCGUUGGAGGAUAGAGUUCAGGAGUUUUGCAAUAAUUACAAACAGUGGCCCCGUUUAUCGAAUAAAAAAUUCUUCCGUUCCAAUCAAAAUGCCGCCCUGCUGCAAUAUCGCAUACCAGUCAAGGGCAGUUUCAUAGCAAAUGUUCGUUUUCACAAAAUCACCCAACCCUGCAACGUUUUGGUCCAAGAUACGGAUGCCUUAUUUCACAUCGCUAACUAUGGUCAUAAUCGUAAUUGUUCCAUAUCAGCUCUGUUCCCAGCCGCUGUGUCAGUGACAAAUCUUAAAAUUGGUGGCAAGGCUGUGCGACAGGAUAAACCAAAUUAUGAAUGCGGCAUGUUUGGCGACCGUUUGGAAAUUGGAGGCUCCUCGGGUUUGGAUUCAACGGCCAUGGAGAAGUCAAGUGAAAUAUGCGGUUUUGCCACAGAACCAGGACCUGAACAGGCGAUUUUCUGUGGCGUUACCACUUUACGUUUAAUAUCAACUGGACGUUUUCAAAAUCAAGCUGCUGUGAUGAUACGAAAAGCCGAUGAACAUGAUCUCGAUAUAGCCACUCUGAUUUGUGCUCUAUAAAUUCCCGCACACAAACACACCCACACACCCCCAACAAAAAUUACAAUUAAAUCGUUUUACUUAACCAACCAUCAAAGUUAGAAAAUGUGUAACCGAAAUUUAAAUUAACCACAUAAGAGAUUUUAAUGUAGCAGCAAUUAUUCUCCCCCCCAAAUACCCAAGGACAAGAAACCACAUCAAGAUUAAAGGCGCGAGGGGGGGUAGAAAAAACAAAAAUUCUCCCUAAUGGUCCCUUUUCACCAGCCACCAAUAAACAACAAGUAUUAGAAAUUGAACCAAAAAAAAAGAAAUGUUUUAAUAUAAA
This is a messenger RNA of Stomoxys calcitrans (stable fly), 2472 nucleotides long. Its product is annotated as corticotropin-releasing factor-binding protein. The coding region runs from base 1161 to 2168 and encodes 335 amino acids. Gene Ontology annotation, biological process: negative regulation of corticotropin-releasing hormone receptor activity; hormone-mediated signaling pathway; negative regulation of corticotropin secretion. The transcript has 8 exons. The record is from RefSeq and is a predicted model, not a curated record. Lineage: Eukaryota; Metazoa; Arthropoda; Insecta; Diptera; Muscidae. Gene Ontology annotation, molecular function: corticotropin-releasing hormone binding.